CAAGCUGCCUCCCCCUUGUCUCAGUGGUAUAUUCCUACCCAUGAUGCUCUCCAAAGAAGAUGAUGGCGGGUGUUUGAUUUUAUUUUGCUGCAGCAUCGAUAAGCCAAAGUAGGAGGUUCUGUGAAGAAGAGGUUACACAAUAAAAAGCCCUGACAUGGCAGGACCCAUCCAGCCCAUUGACCGCUGCUCGGUGCACCAGAUCUGCUCCGGACAGGUCGUGCUGAACCUCGCCACCGCCAUGAAGGAACUGGUGGAGAACAGUCUGGAUGCAGGAGCUACAAACAUAGACAUUCGUCUGAAGGAGCAUGGCUCAGAACUACUGGAGGUGGUGGACAACGGCUCAGGAGUGGAGGAAAGCAACUUUGAAGGACUCACCCUGAAGCACCACACCUCCAAACUACAGGACUUCUCUGAUCUGACGUCAGUUGAAACAUUUGGGUUCCGUGGAGAAGCCCUGAGCUCCCUCUGUGCUCUUAGUGACUUGUCUAUCACAACCUGUCACAAGGAUGCUCAUGUUGGCACCAAGUUAGUGUACGAUCACAAUGGCAAACUCAUCCAGAAGGCUCCAUGUGCUAGGCAGCAAGGCACCACUGUCACCAUCCAGCAGAUAUUCAGCACACUCCCGGUUAGACACAAGGAAUUCCUUAGGAAUCUUAAGAAGGAGUACUCCAAGAUGUUGAAUGUGCUGUAUGCAUACUGUGUCAUCAGCACAAAUGUGAGAAUCACCUGCACUCAUCAGGCUGGCAAAGGUAAGCGCACGACUGUGGUAAGCACCAAUGGGAAUGCCAGCCUGAAGGAGAACGUGACCAACGUGUUUGGUCCCAAGCAGCUGUCAGGCCUGCUGCCGUUUGUCCAGCACAGACCCAGUCAGGAGGUGGCUGAGGAGAUGGGGGUCCAGGGGGGCAACAGCACCGAGCACUUCAGUAUUACAGGUCACUUGUCCACGUGUUCCCAUGGCCAGGGAAGGGGCAGUGCAGACAGACAGUACUUCUUCAUCAACAAGAGGCCCUGUGAUCUUCCUAAGGUUUCCAAGGUUGUGAAUGAAGUCUACCACAUGUACAACAGACACCAGUAUCCAUUUGUAGUCCUGGACAUCUCCUUGGCCAGAGAUUCGGUGGAUGUGAACGUGACACCAGAUAAACGACAGGUGUGGCUACAAGAGGAGAGAACACUGCUGGCAAUAAUCAAGACGUCCCUUAUGCAAAUGUAUGAGCCCACAUCUUCUGUGUAUGCAGUGAACCAGGCUGUUCUUCCCAACACAGUUGCAGCCUCAAAUCUUCAAUUACCAUCACCUGACAACAGAGACAGCAGAGAGACGUGUGGAGUAACUUCCAGUGUCAAGGACAAGAGAGCUUCCAGCAUUUCAUUGGCAGGGCUCAAAAGAUCCUUCUCGCAUCCAUCUGUGGACAAAGAUGACACCCCUCAGGACAGAACUCCAAAACAGAGAAAGCUGGAUACUUUCUUCAGAAGUCCUCCCUCUUGUAAACAGGAAGCCACCCCAGAGGCUACCAGUACAUCUCUGUUUGACACAAAAGAAGAAACUCGUAGAUGUAAACCUGAUGAUUUCCCAAAAUGUACCUUCACUGGCUUCAGUAGGACUGAUCAUAUGCCAACAAACAACAAAAUCGAAUCUGCAAUUUACAUCAAAAGUACCAAGUCUGCUUCUGAGCUUGAAUCAUGGACAUCUGUUCAUGAUGGGCUUCAAAAAGAUGAAUGCCUUGCUCUGCCAUCUGAUGAAAGCUCUGCCAUCAAAGAACAACAAAAGCAAGCCAUUCCUAGCACUUUAUUUGAAGAGAGCCCACAGAAGCAUGGCGGCAUUGCCACUCCAUCAUCAGAUGAGUACAAUUCUAAGGAAGAUUCUUGUCAAAGUGAGGUUACAGUACAAAUCAAAGAGGUGAAACAACAGAACAAUAGAAUAUUUCCUCUAAGGCAAGAUUCUAAAAACCAAGAAAACACAUUUACCCAAGAAAGGGAGGCAGAUAGUGGGAAAAGUAGUCAUGCCAAAUUUCCUUUGUGUAAAUCUGUAAGUGCAACAUCGUCAACACUUUCCCUCACCAGGAGUGACUCUCCUGAUACAGAAGUAGUCAAGAGGGAAACUACAGAAGACUUUGAAACAGAAGUCCUCCCAGUCUGCUUCGACCAAGAAGCAAACAUACAUCGAAAGGAAAUCAAAGUUGCCUUCAGUAUGGACUCUUUGAGACAGAAGUUAAAAAGACGUGCAGAAAGUAAAGAGACAGCAGAGAGGAUGGGAAGGACUUUUAGGGCCAAAAUCUCCCCAACUGAUAACCAGGCAGCAGAGGAAGAGCUCAGGAGGGAAAUCAGCAAGGACAAGUUCAGACAGAUGGAGAUCCUGGGACAGUUUAACCUCGGCUUCAUCAUCACCAGACUGGGGGAAGACCUCUUCAUCAUUGAUCAGCAUGCCACAGAUGAGAAGUACAACUUUGAGAUGCUGCAGAGGAACACGGUGCUGCGGGGACAGAGGCUGAUCCAGCCGCAGAGCCUCCACCUCACCGCAGCCAACGAGAGCAUCCUCAUGGACAACAUGGACAUCUUCACCAAGAACGGCUUCGAAUUCAGCAUCCAGGAAGAUGCACCCUGUACAGAAAGAGUCAGGCUGGUGUCCAUGCCAGUCAGUAAGAACUGGACAUUUGGGAAGGAGGAUAUAGAAGAACUCAUCUUCAUGCUCAGUGAUGCACCGGGUGUGAUGUGCCGUCCGUCCCGUGUGAGACAGAUGUUCGCCUCGCGAGCCUGUCGGAAGUCGGUGAUGAUCGGUACGGCCCUGAACCGCGGGGAGAUGAGGCAGCUGCUGACUCACAUGGGAGAGAUCGAGCAGCCCUGGAACUGUCCUCAUGGCCGCCCCACCAUGAGACACCUCUUCAACCUCAACAUGCUGCCGGACUGAGCCAAACAGAAAGUCCUGCUCGUAAAGAUUCCAUUAGGAAACAUUGCUGCAGUAACAUGUUAUGU
This is a messenger RNA of Branchiostoma belcheri (Belcher's lancelet), 2967 nucleotides long. Its product is annotated as mismatch repair endonuclease PMS2-like. Gene Ontology annotation, cellular component: MutLalpha complex. Gene Ontology annotation, molecular function: ATP hydrolysis activity; ATP binding; mismatched DNA binding. Bases 155 to 2902 code for a protein of 915 amino acids. The record is from RefSeq and is a predicted model, not a curated record. NCBI's taxonomy places the organism in Eukaryota, Metazoa, Chordata, Leptocardii, Amphioxiformes, Branchiostomatidae. Gene Ontology annotation, biological process: mismatch repair. The transcript has 21 exons.